AUGGAAGAACUUAAGCAGGACCUGGAGGUAACUAAGUUGGAACUGAAGAAAACUCAAGUCCUACUCAAGCAAGCUGAAGAGAAGAACAAUAUAAUUCAACUAGAACUCGAAGACUACCGAGCGGAACUAGAGGAGACCCGGAAGGAACUGGCAAAUGUCACAGUCGAAUGGAAGGCGUCAGCUGGAGAGCUCCGCGAGCUUAAGGCUAAAGACCAAACGGGAUUCUUGCUGACAGAUGGUGAUUUGGUUGAGCGACAACUGGAAGAGAUUUUCCACACAGCUGUUAGGCUCGAUGAAGACAUUAAACAACAGGUUGCUAGGGUGCUAUGGGUGUACGAAUACGACGGCCUCACAGAUGCGGAUGUUGACUUUGAGACCAUAGAGGUGAAAGGAGAUUCGUCUCUGGCGAAGGAGAAGAAGAGGAGCCGAGAGAGACCCGUGGUAAUUGCGCCAGCUCUGGUGAAGCGAGGGAAGUCGACUGGCCAGGACUUUCACAUCGAAAACACAUUGUUAAAGAUAGUUGUGCUACGCGAUUAG
Grosmannia clavigera kw1407 is the source of this 537-nucleotide messenger RNA. RefSeq lists its product as uncharacterized. Bases 1 to 537 code for a protein of 178 amino acids. The transcript has 2 exons. The record is from RefSeq and is a predicted model, not a curated record. Lineage: Eukaryota; Fungi; Ascomycota; Sordariomycetes; Ophiostomatales; Ophiostomataceae.